UCGCACUCACACUUUCCUCAUAAAAUCCUCAACCAACCCACAUAGCCUCUCUCUAUCUCUCUCUCUAAACCAGAAACAUGGAUGUUUCAGCGAGAAAACCUUGUUUCAUCGAAGAAGAUGAUGAUCUGGCUUCUUCCUUAUCGGAGAUGGAAGCUGGGUUUUCUGGUGGAAACACACAAAGCGGUGUCGUUUCACGUCCUCUUUCUUACUCUAGUCUCAGGAACACGAACUUUUGUCACAAUAAUACCUACACUCAUGGUUAUUAUUACCAUCAAUACUCUGUUUCCUCUCCGAGAUCUGUCGUUUCCCGACGAUUCCAUGAUUUCAGAUUAGACAAUCAACAGCCUCAUUACUUGGAUUCGUGUUUCCUCUGUAAGAAGCCACUUCAUAACAGAGAUAUCUACAUGUACAGAGGAGACACACCGUUUUGUAGUGAAGAGUGUAGACAAGAACAGAUAGAGAGAGAUGAAGAAGAAGAGAAGAAAAAGAAUCUGUCUUAUUCAGUGAAAUCAGCAAUGAGGAGAAAAGAACAAAGAAGCUCUUCUUCUUCUCCGACUAGAUCUGGUGGCUAUGCUGCUAUUAUUCACAACGGUCCUGUUGCUGCUGCUUGAAGUUCCGAAUCUGAUGAUGAGUUUGGGAACUAUAAUAAAUAUAAAUAAUUAGGUUGAAGAAACAAAAGAAGUGAGAAUGUGUCUUAACGUUGUUUGGAAGCUGGUCUUUGGAUCUUCUUUUGAUCUUUUUUUUAAAUCUAAAAGAUCAGUUCACUUUUGCUUGAAGUUUUCAGGGAAAGGAGAAAGCUAAAGAUCCUUUUAAGUUUUAACUCCUUUUUUCUUUCUUUUUUAACCUAAGAAAUGUGUUGGGAGCAUGAGAAGAGAGAAAUUGUAAAUGCCUGUAUGAAUGAAUUAACGUCCAUGGCAUGCCUUGAUUAAAUUUUCUUGUUUCUUUUGUAAGAAAAGAAAAAAAUACAUGUAAUAUAAAGUACAUGUUCAACCUUGAGAGUAUAUACAAGAAAGCUAUGACAAC
Molecule: messenger RNA, 1023 nt
Organism: Brassica rapa (field mustard)
Lineage: Eukaryota; Viridiplantae; Streptophyta; Magnoliopsida; Brassicales; Brassicaceae
Product: FCS-Like Zinc finger 1
Biological process (GO): regulation of DNA-templated transcription
Molecular function (GO): zinc ion binding
Source: RefSeq, a predicted model, not a curated record